AUGGAAAUAAAGGAGAUGCUCAGCUUGGCGCGGGUGCCUUCCAUCCUCAUGCUCGGGUUGGUUUAUGUGACCUACGUGCUGAUCGGCGGGGUGGUCUUCUGGAAGUUGGAGGGAGAACUCGGACAGAAGGACAUCGGUAUGUUACUGUUGAACAAAAAGGCUCUGCUUACUAAGUACACCUGUCUGAACCAGGAGGGCUUGGAGGCAGUGGCUCAGGUUGUUCACGAUGCGUCCAAGGCUGGCCUAAGUUUGAAGGGCAACUAUACCACAGAUGGCUUCUGGAAGUUCACCAGCUCAGCUGUGUUUGCUGCCACUGUGGUCACAACUAUAGGUUAUGGGAACAUGAGUCCCAGCUCUACUGCUGGCCAGAUCUUCUGCGUGUUCUUCGCUCUGUUUGGCAUCCCGCUUAACUUGGUGGUGCUCAGCAGGGUGGGCAAGUACAUGCUUGUUAUUGAGAGGAACAUCUCUGACUUCAUCGAGGAAAAGGCCGGGCGAAGGACAUGUACCCGCUUUUUUGUCCACCUGGUGUCCUACCUGUCAGGAGCAGUUCUCUUCUUUGUUGUGCCCAUGAUUGUGUUCCAACAGCAUGAAGGCUGGACCUACUCCCAGGCCAUCUACUACUGCUUCAUCACCCUCAGCACCAUUGGCUUUGGAGACUUUGUGGCAGAUAAUAAUCCGGACAGAGAAUACCCAGAUUGGUACAGUGUCCUCAUGGCCUCGUGGAUCUUCUUCGGCCUGGCCUGGCUGGCCCUGCUUAUCAAUCACUCCAUAGACAUCCUGGAGCGGCUCAACACCUACUUUAAACUGUGGUGGGGUGGACAGACUGGCAGUGCAGAGGGAGACAACCCAGACACUCAGGUGGAGGACGAAGAUGAGAUCAAAAAGCCUCCAGUAACUCAGUAA
Messenger RNA from Morone saxatilis (striped sea-bass), 903 nucleotides. It is a transcript of the gene kcnk17, whose product is annotated as potassium channel, subfamily K, member 17. Gene Ontology annotation, molecular function: potassium ion leak channel activity. Lineage: Eukaryota; Metazoa; Chordata; Actinopteri; Moronidae. The transcript is spliced from 5 exons. Gene Ontology annotation, cellular component: membrane. Gene Ontology annotation, biological process: potassium ion transmembrane transport; stabilization of membrane potential. Bases 1 to 903 code for a protein of 300 amino acids. The record is from RefSeq and is a predicted model, not a curated record.